UAUACCCUCGUGAAUUUCAUGUGCUUAGGGACCCGCAACGGCCACCUUCCCCCAACCAUUCUGACAGCAUGAAAACCUAGUAGGGGCCGGCCCGUCAAUACCGGAAAUCUUAUUUGUAGAAUAGGGCAGACAAGCAGAGUGCAUGCAUACAAAGAAAUACCCAAGUAUGGCGUAGUCAAUAGAAAGAAGACAGGGUUAUAAUUUCAAACCAUGGAGCAGAAAGUAGAGACCGUGAACUGUCUUUGUUAAGACUGUUAUCAUUGGAUCUUGUAAAGGGGGGUUGUGAAAGAAAAAGGUGGAGUAUAUGCGGUUGGAGUGUGUAGACUGGGGAGAUUAUUACCAGAUAUGUGCGCAAAUCUACACUUCCUUUUCUAACUAUUUUUAACUCAAACUUUUUUUUUUAGAAACCAGAAUAGAAAGGCAGAAGUUAAAACCCAAAAUACAAAGCACACAGACUGUUGGAGUGGCACCACAGAAUAUGUGACUCUGUUUUGACUAUACCGCCCAAAGCUUCCCCUUUAAAUUCUCGUCUGCCAUUCGUUUCCUUGGGCUCUUCUACACCUCGCCUUUACACCCACAAGCUCUCUCUCUCUCUCUCUCUCUCUCUCUCUAUCUCACACAAAUACCAAAAAAAAAAAGAAGGAAAACAGAUACACAACAUAUUCUCAAGAGAUGGGGUCACCAGUUUGUGCCUUUCUCAAACAAAACAACAUUAUAUUCCUUCGAUUUUUUGCUAUUCUGGUGUUGAGCUGUAUCCCUGAUGGAACCAACCUCUGUUCUAACCCCUCUUUUGACACCCCAACCAUUCCACCUCAUUCAAGCUCCUCCAGCAUUCCCUCCUCUUUGAAAACACUUACUCUGGAUGGCUACUUCAGUUUUGAGAACCUCAAACAUGCUGCAAAAGACUUCGGUAACAUAUGCCACUACCUCCCCAUAGCAGUUCUACACCCAAAAUCAGUUUCUGAUAUUUCUUCCACAAUUAAACACAUCCUGUAUAUGAGUUCAGUAACAAAGUUAACAGUAGCAGCUAGAGGCCGUGGUCACUCCCUACAAGGUCAGGCACAAGCCUAUCAAGGUGUGGUUAUCAAUAUGGAAUCACUUGAUCGACCAAGCAUGUAUAUUGAAAAUGGUGAGGUGCCUUAUGUGGAUGUUUCGGGCAGUGAGUUAUGGAUAAACAUCCUGCAUGAGACUCUUAAAUAUGGACUUUCACCAAAGUCUUGGACAGACUACCUUCACCUAACUGUAGGAGGUACUUUAUCAAAUGCCGGAAUAAGUGGUCAAGCAUUUCGGCAUGGACCCCAGAUUGAUAACGUUUACCAACUAGAGGUUGUGACAGGAAGAGGAGAAGUAGUUACCUGUUCAGAUAAGGAGAACGCUGAUCUUUUUUAUGGUGUUCUUGGGGGACUAGGGCAAUUUGGCAUCAUCACCCGGGCUCGAAUAUCUCUUGGACCAGCAGAAAAGAUGGUGAAAUGGAUCAGGGUUCUUUACUCUGAAUUCUCUACAUUUUCCAAUGACCAAGAGCAUUUAAUAUCAUCCAAUAAUUCAUUCGACUACAUCGAAGGGUUCGUUAUGAUAAACAGAACUGGUCUCCUCAACAACUGGAGAUCUUCCUUCAAUCCCAAAGACCCAAUUCAAGCUAGUCAAUUCAGUUCAGAUGGGAAAAUACUUUACUGUCUAGAAAUGGUCAAAUACUUCAACCCAGAGAAGAUAGAUGUUUUGAACCAGGAUAUUGAGAAGUUGUUGUCCGAAUUAAACUAUAUCCCAUCCACACUCUUUCUAUCUGAAGUUUCUUAUGUGGAAUUCCUCGAUAGAGUGCACUUGUCUGAGAUAAAACUCAGAUCAAAAGGAUUAUGGGAAGUUCCUCAUCCAUGGCUGAAUCUUCUUAUACCCAAAAGCAGAAUUUUAGACUUUGCUGAAGGGGUCUUUGGUAAUAUUGUGAAAGACAACAAUAAUGGUCCUAUCCUCAUUUACCCAGUCAACAAGGCCAAAUGGAACAACAGAACAUCCAUGGUUACCCCAGAGGAAGAUAUAAUUUACCUGGUGGCAUUCCUAUCAUCCGCACUCCCAGGAACUGAUGGCCUAGAACACAUUAUGACCCAAAACCAACAUAUUCUUGAUUUCUGCGCCAAGGCGCAACUUGGGGCAAAGCAAUAUUUGCCCCAUUACCACACCCAAGAUGAGUGGCAAGCUCAUUUUGGUACUCAGUGGGAAACUUUUGUACAGAGAAAAUCUGCAUAUGACCCUUUGGCGAUCCUUGCUCCUGGACAAAGAAUCUUCCAAAAGGCAAUAUCAAUCACAUAACAGGGCCUUUUGCUGAUGCCAUAUAUUAAACAGAGAGCACUAAUGUCAUACAGAGUGGUCUGCCUAGACCUGUAAGUUAUGGCCAAUGAAAAUUUCCCCUUGUUAUUCAGCACCAACAACACUCCUAAGAACGAUAGGAAAGCAGUAGAUUAUUAGACAAUUUUGUUUAUAAAUAGAAAUGUUCAGCAAUCACAAAAUUGCCUUGUACAAAGAACUUAUAACGUAGCCUCACAAAGGGCAUUUUAAGCAUGUUAUAAAGAGUCAUACAUAUUGUCCUGAUAUAA
Messenger RNA from Gossypium raimondii (Peruvian cotton), 2585 nucleotides. RefSeq names its product cytokinin dehydrogenase 1. The transcript has 5 exons. Gene Ontology annotation, biological process: cytokinin metabolic process. The record is from RefSeq and is a predicted model, not a curated record. Lineage: Eukaryota; Viridiplantae; Streptophyta; Magnoliopsida; Malvales; Malvaceae. The coding region runs from base 673 to 2301 and encodes 542 amino acids. Gene Ontology annotation, molecular function: FAD binding; cytokinin dehydrogenase activity.